Molecule: messenger RNA, 688 nt
Organism: Plasmodium fragile
Lineage: Eukaryota; Apicomplexa; Aconoidasida; Haemosporida; Plasmodiidae
Exons: 1
Source: RefSeq, a predicted model, not a curated record
AUGAAUACGGUGAGAAUGGGCAAGAAUGCAUACAGCGGCAGGAGUCAGAAUGAUCAGGAUAUGAGGGAAAUUUUAGGGUGUGUAGUGGUAAAUAUGUAUAUGAACAUAUUGAGAAAUGCCAAAUGCGGGAAUCCGUGGAAAGGACCGAGUUAUGCCUGGAAGGUGGCGAGAAAAAUGGGAAAUGACGCAGGAGGUGCAGCAUUCAGCAGUGCAAUUACAGACGGAACGUGUUCUAGGGAUGGAUGGCGCUACCUGAACAUAGGAAAAAAGGACAUUCGGAGCGCUGUGGAUGCAUGGUUAAGGGACAAUGCACACAUAAUGGCGGAAAUACAGAAAGCUGAGGCAAGCGCAGAAUGUAACAAACCAUGGAAGAGGGAACGAGGUAUGAAAGAGAGCGGAGGUACUACGCAUGGUAGUGCAGGAGGCAGUGAUGCACACACACAACUUGGCAAGAAGAUAGGACAUAUCGUGGACAGCAUAAUUGUAGGGAUGAAGGAAGACAUAGAUGAAGGGGGAAGAAUGAAUAAGAAAAGGAAAGAGCAGUCCAGGUUAAGUUCUACGGGUACCUCCAACGUCCAGAAGGACACGAGGCGUAAGGCGGGAGUGGACCAUGUUGCACAAGAAGAGUCGGAAGAUGAAGACGCAGAACAGGAGGACACGAAUGGUAAGAACAGUACGAAUACGACUC